AUGGCCACUUCUAUUGCUUCGCCAGUGGUGUCCACAACUGGCAAGACGCGGCUGCAGGCCUCACUAGAGCGUGCGACCGCGCGGCAAGGGCCGUCCAUUGGACAGUGGCUUGAAUUUCCGGGCUACUCAUUAGCACGCACCGUAGCACCUUUAGGGGCAGAUUGGGUAUUGAUUGACUGUGAGCAUGGGGACAUCGAUGACAAGGCCAUGUACCUGCAGGUCGGAGCGGUCUCCUCAGCUGGGGUGUCGCCCAUCGUGCGCAUUCCCGCCUCGGAGCCCUGGAUGAUGAAGCGCGCCCUGGACUGCGGCGCCCACGCAAUAAUGGUGCCUAUGUGUGAGACCAAGGUCCGUCAAAUGCCCGAACAAGCCGAGGCUAUUGUACGAGGGUGCAAAUACCCCUCUUCGCAGUGGCCCCAGGGGUUGCGGGGUGCAGGUGCCAUGUUUGCUCCGGCUGCCUUCAAUCAGAGCAGCCGAGAGUACCUGACUCACGCCCACGACAACGUGCUGAUUAUCGUGCAGAUUGAAUCGCGGAUGGCAGUCGAGAAUUGUGCUGCCAUUGCAGCAGUUCCAGGCAUCGACAUGCUCUUCGUCGGGCCCAAUGACCUGGCCUCAUCCCUGGGGUAUUUUGCCUUGGACCACGCCCAGAUUCCUGAGGUCCAGGAGGCCACAGAUCGCGUUCUGCAAGCCGCCAAAGGUGCGGGAAAAUAUGCUGGUCACUUUGCCCUUUCGGCAGAUGUGGCCGCGGCCAAAUAUCAGCAGGGCUUUGAUUUUGUCAACUCUGGAGCGGACAUUGUCGCCUUGACUUCCUGGAUGUCAGCAGAACUGACCAGGUUGCGCCGACUUACAGAAAUUAGCGCUGCAAAACCGAGUACUCAGUAA
Aspergillus vadensis CBS 113365 is the source of this 879-nucleotide messenger RNA. RefSeq names its product HpcH/HpaI aldolase family protein. Bases 1 to 879 code for a protein of 292 amino acids. NCBI's taxonomy places the organism in Eukaryota, Fungi, Ascomycota, Eurotiomycetes, Eurotiales, Aspergillaceae. Gene Ontology annotation, cellular component: cytoplasm. The record is from RefSeq and is a predicted model, not a curated record. The transcript has 3 exons. Gene Ontology annotation, molecular function: aldehyde-lyase activity.